AUGUCAAGCACUGCUGUCAAAAGGGCCAAAGUCACAUUGCCUAUGAACACGCCAGAAUACACAUCCAUUACCGCUACAAUGCCUUGCACUCAUAGCCUUGGAGAUAACGAUUCAGAUGUAUCUUCUUGGCUCUACGUUCCUCCUUUGACUGCAUCCAAUGCAUUCAACACAUUGCCAGCUACUUUAAAUGAGAAUGCCGACUUCUGGGGGUCGCCUUCAGACAACUGCGACGCGCCUAUGAUGAAUCCAGAUGAUAUUUACUACACAAUGACAGGCGAAAUGGAUGAACCGUGGUCGGAUCUUUUAAGUUCUGAGUGGCAAUUGGAUGCUGCUGACACACCGAAUGCCGUGGAAUUGCCUAGUCCUGUUGAAUCACCACAAUCGAGUGCAGCGCAGAGAAAACCACAUCUACCGAUAAGGAGAAUUCAUUCAGUUCUCUUACUGUCAGAGAUCAAUCUUCAGCUUCACAAAAUACAAAUUCCGAAAACCCCGCAAUGCAGCAAAUGGAAAACCAGUCUAGAUUGCACAAUCCAAACAGCGCAGUCUUUCAUACAAGCAUUAAGCAAGCUAAUUCCCGAUACCAAUAGCACCUGCAAACCACCCGGUCCUAGUAAGUUGCAGACGUCUCGACCUGCCAUCUUCAAUAUUUCGGGGACGCCAAAAGAGGACUCCAAGUUAUCCAGCCUAGACUGGGCAAUUCGUGGAUUGCAAAAGGAACCUUUACAGGCCCCAUUUAAUAAACAGAUUGAUAAUAUAGUAGCGCACCUGGCGCUUAUCUGUUAUGCUCAAAUAAUUCGUUGCUACAAAAGCCUGACAAUCAUGUUGUCAGACACUCUCGUAUGGGUAGAGGCAAAUCCGGACGACCAGCCCUACUUAUUACCAAUUCGGAUAGGAAUAUUGGAGGCAUCAGUCAGUCCAUGUCUACAUAUCGCGAUGCUCGUGCAACUUAUAUCUCACCAUGUUGAUGAGCUCUCAGAGAAGAUCCGUCGACUAAAAACAUUAAUGACUGAUGAUAAAUCUCAGGAUGAGGCAGUGGAGCAUUCGUUUAGUGAUAUGAUCGGAGUCGACACUCACCAUGAGGUAGAAGACCUGAGGGACGGUUUGGAAUUUGUGAUGGAUAAAUUAAGAUCACGGUCCUAG
Molecule: messenger RNA, 1140 nt
Organism: Talaromyces rugulosus
Lineage: Eukaryota; Fungi; Ascomycota; Eurotiomycetes; Eurotiales; Trichocomaceae
Exons: 1
Coding region: 1-1140 (379 amino acids)
Source: RefSeq, a predicted model, not a curated record